This is a messenger RNA of Oryza sativa Japonica Group (Japanese rice), 1176 nucleotides long. RefSeq lists its product as uncharacterized. Gene Ontology annotation, molecular function: deubiquitinase activity. Lineage: Eukaryota; Viridiplantae; Streptophyta; Magnoliopsida; Poales; Poaceae. The record is from RefSeq and is a predicted model, not a curated record. Gene Ontology annotation, biological process: protein deubiquitination.
CACCACCACCACCUGCAAGCAACCAACCAACCACCACCCGCUCGCUCGCCGACCGCCACCGGCGACCCAAUCACCCCUCGCCGCCGCCGCCGGAGAAGGAGGAGGAGGGAGGGAGCAGCCGGCAGCGGGGAGGGGGCGCGCUGCGCCGUUGAUGAGAUGAAGGAGGUGGUGCUCCACGUGUACGACGUGACGAACAGCGACUCGGAGAAGACGAACAACACCAUCCUCCAGAUCAACCGCAUCUUCAAGGACCGGAUCGGCCUCGGCGGCAUCUUCCACAGCGCCGUCCAGGUUCGCCUCCGCGCGGCCUCCCAGAUCCCCCCUAGUGCGCAGGUCUAUGGCGAGGAGGAGUGGUCGUUCGGGUUCUGCGAGAACGGCAGCGGCGUCUUCAGCUGCCCCAUCGGGAAGAACCCCAUGUACACCUACCGCGAGUGCAUCGUCCUCGGGGAGACCGAGUGCUCCAUCGCCACCGUGAACCGGAUCCUGCGGGAGCUCAGCCGCGAGUGGCCGGGACACUCCUACGACCUCCUCUCCAGGAACUGCAACCACUUCUGCGACGUGCUCUGCGAGAGGCUCGCCGUCCCCAAGCUCCCAGGCUGGGUUAAUCGUUUUGCCAAUGCUGGUGAUACCGCUGUGGUAGUUGCUGAGAACACAGCAGUUAAGUUCAGACAGGCUAAAACAGAAAUAGUCAAUGCCAGUAGAGUAGCAUACAGAUUUAUGGCAGGCCUGGCAUCGAAAAAUCAAAACCCACAACCAGAGUCCCCAAGUAACCAAAGCAGAAAUGGCCCAACUUUCCAGGGGACUUGGUUCAAGAACAUCAUUUCGAAUGGCGCAAAGCCUUCCUCAAGCGAAUCAACUUCAUCGCAUGACACUGGUACUGGUGGUGAUGAAUCCUCUUUGCAGAAUCAAAAACCGUCGGAGCAGUCAACACGGUUGUAGCCGCUGCCACCAGUUAUCACCUGUUGAAUUGAAUCUGUAGUGUAACAGUAGCCAGCAUUUGUUAAAAAUACAUGGCAUGUUUAUUCACGCAUGAAUCUCUUGUAUCUCUGCGUUGUCUUGCAACGGGAAACAUGAAAUGUUAAAACACGUCAUCCAAAGCUUGACAGUUUUGUGGUUCUUUUCUGUCACUCAUGUGGCGGUUUUGGUUGAUAGCCUGAUAGUUUUUGUGGUUCUUUA